Nerophis ophidion (straightnose pipefish) is the source of this 1575-nucleotide messenger RNA. RefSeq names its product guanine nucleotide binding protein (G protein), beta polypeptide 2 (gene gnb2). Gene Ontology annotation, biological process: G protein-coupled receptor signaling pathway. Gene Ontology annotation, molecular function: signaling receptor complex adaptor activity; protein binding. Bases 340 to 1362 code for a protein of 340 amino acids. The transcript has 11 exons. NCBI's taxonomy places the organism in Eukaryota, Metazoa, Chordata, Actinopteri, Syngnathiformes, Syngnathidae. The record is from RefSeq and is a predicted model, not a curated record. Gene Ontology annotation, cellular component: heterotrimeric G-protein complex; cytoplasm.
UAUCGCCCACCGCUAGUGAUGAAGAGGGAGGAGGAGGAAGCCACGAAGAGAGGAAGGAAAUGAAGAUCACGUCACGAAGAGCAGAAUCGGAGUAAAAAAAAAACGAGGAAAAAAAGACGGAGUGCUAUUUAAUGGACGCUCGUCGCCUUGACGCCACCGCGGACUCCUCUUCUACAACCAUGUCAUCGUGGACUUGUUCGGCGUGAAAAGGGGAAACGCAGUCACGCAGCUGUAGGGGAGGGGGACUUUUCUUUUUUUACAUCUGAAUAGCGGAAGAAGAAGAAGAAGAAGAAGGAGCAUUGGGAGAAUUAACAGGCAGCAGCUACAACCAAUCCCAAAAUGAGUGAGCUGGAGCAGCUUCGCCAGGAGGCCGAGCAACUGAGGAACCAGAUACGAGAUGCCAGGAAAGCCUGUGGGGAUUCGACGCUGACACAGAUAACAGCUGGUCUGGAUCCAGUGGGGAGGAUACAGAUGCGAACAAGACGCACCCUUCGUGGCCACCUUGCUAAGAUCUAUGCCAUGCACUGGGGGUCAGACUCAAGGCUUCUUGUUAGCGCCUCUCAAGAUGGCAAACUGAUCGUGUGGGACAGCUACACCACUAACAAGAUACACGCCAUCCCUCUGCGCUCCUCCUGGGUGAUGACCUGUGCGUACGCCCCGUCCGGGAACUACGUGGCGUGCGGAGGCCUGGAUAACAUCUGUUCUAUCUACUGCCUGAAGACAAGAGAGGGGAACGUCAGGAUCAGCAGGGAACUACCUGGACAUACAGGUUACCUGUCAUGUUGCCGUUUCAUCGAUGACAAUCAAAUCAUCACAAGUUCAGGAGACACCACCUGUGCAUUGUGGGACAUCGAGACGAGCCAGCAGACCACGGUGUUUUCGGGCCACACGGGCGACGUCAUGAGUCUGUCGCUGUCGCCCGACCUGCGCACCUUCGUAUCGGGGGCCUGCGACGCCUCGGUCAAGCUGUGGGACAUCAGAGACAGCAUGUGCCGACAGACCUUUACGGGCCACGAGUCCGACAUCAACGCCAUCUGUUUCUUCCCCAACGGCAGCGCCUUCGCCACGGGCUCCGACGACGCCACCUGCAGGCUGUUCGACUUGCGCGCCGACCAGGAGCUCAGCCUCUAUUGCCAUGACAACAUCAUCUGCGGCAUCACCUCGGUGGCUUUCUCCCGCUCGGGCCGCCUGCUGCUGGCGGGCUACGACGACUUCAACUGUAACAUCUGGGACGCCAUGAAGGGGGACAGAGCAGGAGUCCUGGCCGGCCAUGACAAUCGUGUGAGCUGUCUGGGCGUGACUGAUGAUGGCAUGGCUGUGAGCACCGGGUCCUGGGACAGCUUCCUCAAGAUCUGGAACUAAUACACAUACACACGCACACACAAACACUUCUGGCGAACACUAGUUGGCCAGCAUGUGUUCGCACUGUAAUGUAAGCUUCAACAAAGUGCAACAAGUGUACAUAAGACAUAGAAUGACUUAGUUUACACCAAUCACACGUGCUACCUGCAGCUGACUGCAGCUGCAAGGCUACACACACACACACACACACACACACACACACACACACACACA